Molecule: messenger RNA, 669 nt
Organism: Iphiclides podalirius (scarce swallowtail)
Lineage: Eukaryota; Metazoa; Arthropoda; Insecta; Lepidoptera; Papilionidae
Source: the annotation of a GenBank genome assembly
AUGUUGAAUCCACAAUUCAACUUAAAUUAUCUUAACGGCUUUCUGGUUGUAUUCAAUAAACAGGCGAGACUAUUGGUGAAGGAGUUCGCACAGAUGGAAAGGAAAGGGGACAAUUUCAGACCAUUCCUAGACAUUUUCUUUGACCUAAAGGAAUCUGUUGGUGAUGAAAAGAUGCCCGAUAAUACAAUUAGAGACCACGUCAACUCAUUGAUCCUUGCUGGUCACGACACUGUCGCUAUAGCUGUUCAGCUUACUCUGUUAUUAGUCGGCUCUUACCCGGAAGUGCAAGAGCGACUUUAUACGGAGUUGGUAGAUGUAUUCGGUGACUCGAACCAAGACGUCGAAAAAGAUGAUCUGACCAGAUUGCAUUAUUUGGACGCUGUAUUGAAAGAGUCAUUACGCUUCUACACGAUGGCUCCUAUCGUAGCUCGUUACGUCGCUGAGGAUUUAAAGCUCAAGAACUACACGCUCAAAGCUGGGGGCGCUUGUAUUCUCAUGCUUUACGGUGUCCAUCGACUACCAAUGUGGGGCAAAGACGUGGAGGAAUUCAAGCCGGAGCGAUGGCUCGACCCAGCCGCGUUACCUGAGAAUCCGAACGCCUUUCUACCUUUCAGCCUCGGAAAGAGAGUAUGCAUAGCUGCAUUGAUCGGUUGCUUCAUCAAAUUAAAC